Triticum turgidum subsp. durum (durum wheat) is the source of this 672-nucleotide messenger RNA. NCBI's taxonomy places the organism in Eukaryota, Viridiplantae, Streptophyta, Magnoliopsida, Poales, Poaceae. The record is from the annotation of a GenBank genome assembly.
AUGCUCUGGGCGUCAUACUCGAUACACAUCAGGGUUGAAUUGCCUGAUUACUUUGUCCUCACAGUGGGAUCAGCCCAGCCAAGACGCAUCCAGUGGCAGGCAGUUUCAGAAAAAGGGUUUCCCACCAUGUCGGCCCGUGAUUGUCCACCGGUCCAUCAUCGUGGCAGCCUGCACUGGGCAGUGGGCCUCAACAUCACGGUAUUUGAUCCCGUAGCCGAGACAUUCCGGCACAUGAGCCGCCCAGAGCAGUUGGGUGAUAUGGUGUCAUUGUUGGAUACUGUCGGCGGCGCACUCGCGUUGUGUCGCACGGAUUGUACCUACGUCACUUUGGAUGUUUGGGUGUUGCAGGACUAUGAUGCCGAAACCUGGGGCUUUCAGUACCAUAUUAGCUUGUCAGCGAUGGUGGCAUCGCCACCGCUUGAUUUGAGGGUCAAAUAUGUCCCUAGGAUGGCUGUGAUCAAUGAGCAUGAGCUGGUUAUCGAUUAUCCUACCAGUCUGCUGCAUUGUAACAUUGAUGUUGUGUUUAUAGGAAAUCUAGAAAGCGAAGAGCAUGGAAACUACUUGAUGCUCACUCGGCAUCGUCUCCAAGAGAGCAUGGUUUCACUUCCAUUGUUUGAGAACCAAGAAGAAGAUGGUGUGAACAAGGAGCCUCCGUUCCUCAUAGUGCUAUAA